GUGUCCUAUUGUUGACUGAAUCAGACCAAGCGACGGGAAAGCCAAAGGAAGGACUGCCCGCACUUCUUAACUAACCCCAAAAACUAAACGACGAUUGGGCAUUCCAGUUGCUCUUAUAAAAACAGGCCAGGAAAGUCUAAAUUAGACUUCCGCCAUCGCCAUCUCGCAGAUACUUCUGCUCUCUCCCAAGAACUCUUGGAAGUGAUUCUGUUGGUCGCCGGUCAAAUUCCUAUCGCGAAGAAUGGAGAAGAUGGACUUUCUUCAGCCGUUGGUCGCCGUCUUGAUAUCUUCCGCAGUCGCGAUCAGAGCUUAUCGGAGGAAGUCGCUCAACUUGUCCGGCGGACUCGCUGGAUUCCUCGUCAUGACUCUUCACUUCGCGGUCAAUUACAGGUUCGGAGCGAUUCUGCUGGUCUUCUUCUUCAGUUCUUCGAAGCUCACAAAGGUCGGGGAAGAGAAGAAGAGGCGCAUCGAUGCUGAUUUCAAGGAAGGCGGACAAAGAAAUUGGAUACAAGUGUUCUCCAACAGUGGAAUCGCCUCAGCUUUGGCUCUUACUAUUUGGAAGCUGGCAGGGUCAAAGGAUCAGUGCUUGGACACUGAACAGUCUACUCUCAUCACUGCACUGAUCGGUGGAAUACUAGGUCACUACUGCUGCUGCAAUGGAGAUACCUGGUCGUCCGAGCUUGGGGUACUCAGUGAUGCGCAGCCUCGAUUGAUCACAACAUUCAAGCCUGUUCGGAAGGGUACAAAUGGCGGUGUGACUAAAGAUGGAUUCCUAGCGGCUGCAGCAGCAGGAGGUCUCAUAGGACUUGCAUUCGUGCUCUUGGGAUUCCUCACAACAAGUUGCUCCUUUGAUGUCGCUCUGAAGCAGCUCUUUGUCAUACCACUGUCUGCAGUAGCAGGACUCUGUGGGAGUACAAUCGAUUCUCUACUUGGUGCGACACUGCAGUUCAGUGGAUUCUGCACCGUUCGUCAGAAAGUUGUUGGAAAACCUGGACCGACGGUCAAGAGGAUCUCAGGGAUCAGCAUUCUGGACAACAACGCCGUGAACUUGGUCUCCGUACUUCUGACCACAGUGAUGACUGCCCUUGCCUCGGCAUACAUUUUCUGAGCCAAACAGUAAGCAGUUGUUGCGAUAUCUCGCUUCAGAUUCAAAAAUCUUCAGCAAUUUGCGGCGGGAUCAUGUUGUAGCCGAAUUCUUGGGAGUCCAAUCUCACCAUCAGCAAAAUCUGUUGUGUUGUAGAAGUGCUUUGUACCUGUUAACAUUUUGAAGUGGGUUGCUUGCUUGAACCUUUGUCAACACGAUGGAGGAUUGUUGUAGGAAUAAUUUCCCUCUUUAGUGCUUUGCGGCUUCAUUGACAAGAUUUAUCGUUGGUCGAUGCAGAAAGGCAAUCUAGGAUGCGCAGAACGUAGGCAUUAUUGCAGUGACAAGGAGCAGUUGAAUUUGUUAAAAAAAAAAACAAUAUUUCAUAGGGUUAAUUGCAAGUUUGGUCACUGUGUUUACUAAAAAGGUUCAUAUUUGGUCACUAAAAAUAUUUAAUUCCAUUUAAAAAUCACUAAAAUUAGUGUAACCAUCCAAGUUUAGUCACUUGUUGUCCAAGUUCAUUAACUUUAUCUGAUGUGAAAGUUGACCGUUAAAUAUCUGACACGAUAAUUAAAAAAUAAUUGAAUUAAUAUUUAUAAUUUUCCACCUAAUACUAUUAAAAAAACCUAAUUUCUUCAAAAUCCCUAAUUCAAUUUUCUAAUUCAAUCUUCACUACCACCUCGUCGCAAACAAUGGCAGCCCUAUUCUUGUCUCAUAGCUAAAAUUCGUGAGGGUUAUUGGAGGCGGUGAGGUGUACGUGCUCGGCGGCGGCUUUGGCGUUCGCAAUAGCCACCUCGACGGCGGUGACCAUACCAGUAGCGGUGCCCUAGGCAUGAAGCCGCGGCGUGAAGGAUUUGGAGGUUUGUUGGUGCGAAGAGGAAGAAGGCGAGAGGUUUGCGGCGGGAUCCCAUCAGCUGAACUAGUAGACCCAAUUCGUCACCACCAUCGUCAAUGUUCCUACCAAAAAACCUAGCAGAAAUCAUCCGCUGCCAGUCGCUGUCUUUCUCAGCAUCCUCCUUGAAGAUUCGUCGGCAGCCGGCAACAGGAGAUACUUUCCCAUUUCGCAACCUAGCCCUUAGCCACAAUUUCCUGAUCCAAAACCCACGAAACACACAUAGAUCCCCCUCAUCUCUCGUCACGGUCACGUUUCCGCCAGUCGUAUUCACUUUUCACUACCAGAGAGCUCCAUUCCAGAAUAGAGCAACAAGAGGAAGUGAUUCUUUUUCAUUGCUCUGAAUCGUUAGCUGGGAAAAUGAGGGCGUCGUUGUUACUAUUUGGUGAUUGGUAUUAGGAAAGACCCAUUGGAAGUUGGGGGCUUGAGGUUGUUGGAGAUCUACUUGUGGACUUGUAUUGCAGGGGACUAAUCAUUUACUCAUGGAUGUGUCAUCUCUCCAUUUGAUUUCGAAGCAGGUUUUGAGUGUCGUUGCCGCUGUAGUGAAGGUCAGGUUUUAAUUUGAUCAAAGAAGGGCUCCAACUAUCAUCGUUGCCGCUGCAGUGAAGAAGGUCAGGUAUUAAUUUGAUCAAAGAAGGGCUCCAACUCAUCUCACCUGCCUCCCUGGUUUUGAUAUUUUUUUAAGCUUCUGAUAGUGAUGUGGAAAUUUUAGGAGAUAAAAAUAUUAUUUGUUUAUUAUUUUUUAAUUGACACGUCAUAUAUUAACGGUCAACUAUAAGAGUUGACCGCCACAUUAGAUAAAUUUCAGUGUUAUUAAAGCCGAACCGAGCCGCUCGGCCCGACCGGUAAAACCGCCACUGGGUCACAAAACCGGCUCGGAACAGUCUAAAAGCCGCUCCGGUUUGAUGUAGCGGUUGGCGAGCGGCCGAGGCGGUUAACCGUUCGAGCCGAUCGUCGGGUUUUUGCCAUUCAGCCACUAAAUUUGAUUAAAAAAUUGUAGAAAUUGAAAAUUGAAAUAAACCAAAAACGUCGGGCUCUCAAAUUGAAUCCUUAUUUCCAUUUCACAAUUUCGUAGGAAAGAGAUGAGCUCUGAUUAAGAAAUGUCCACUAUUUAUACUAAUAACGUUUAUUAGAUACUGGUUCUCUAACGGUUUUGAAACGGUCUAAUGCCGGUUGGACCGCUAAAGUGCGAGCCGUUCGCAUUACCGGGUCAUGCUCCGGUUCGGUUCUGACAACAUUGAUAAAAUUAACGGAUUUGGACGGUAAGUGACCAAACUUGGAUGGGUAAAGUAAUUUUAGUGACCAUGAAUGAAAUUAAAUAUUUUUAGUCACCAAACUUGGAUGGGUAAAGUAAUUUUAGUGACCAUGAAUGAAAUUAAAUAUUUUUAGUGACUAAACAUGAACCUUUUUAGUAAAUAUAGUGACCAAACUCGCAAUUAACCCAUAUUUCAUGGGGAUUGCUAUUCGUCACCCUAAAAAUGUUUAUUCGUCGCCCUAAAUAUAUUAAAUUUAUUCUAAUAUUCUUAAUUUAUUUUUUAUUUCAAUCUUAAACUCUAAAACAAUAACAUGUAAUAUAAAAAUAAAAACAAUCACCAUUUACAUCCACUCGUUGGUGUCGGCCACCUCAUCGAAGAAAAAAAAAAAUCCUCUAUUGCUGUAAACUUAAAUUGAAAUUUUAGCAUUCUCAAGGAAAGAAAGUACUGAAAAUAUUUAAACAGGGAGUCGUUGGGAAGAUGAAGCAGAGGAGGAAGCAGCCGAGGAAGGGCCGCCAGAGUUGGAGUAGGACCCACUACCUUGAGGACAAGGUUGUUUCCGAAGAAGGCGGGGAUGUGGGAAACACAUUAUUUGCAGUUUUUGGUUAUUUCGUAUUAUUGUCGGUUUUUGAUAAUUGAGGGAUUAUUUGGGGAAUUCAGGAAAUAAACAGGGAGUCGAUUGUUAAGUUUUAUUAGUUGGGUAGGAGAUAGCGAUUAUGCGGAUUAUAUAAUCUGUAGAAGUGGUAUUAUUUUCAUUAAGCAAUCAAUUACCAAAAACCUAAACCUAAUCUCUCUCUCUCUUCCCUCUCUCCUGCGCCGAUCCUCACCCUCUCUUCUUCUUCCAAAGCUGCGGCAGCAACAGUCUUUCCCUCUCCCUUUUGUUCUCUAUUUCCCAAAUUCCAAUUCCUAGUCAAAUCAAUUCCUAAUUGAUCUAGCUAAAUUCCCCAAUCUCUAAUAUGUUAGAAACCUUGUUUCUAACAAAACAUGAACCUUUUU
This is a messenger RNA of Linum trigynum, 4222 nucleotides long. Lineage: Eukaryota; Viridiplantae; Streptophyta; Magnoliopsida; Malpighiales; Linaceae. The record is from the annotation of a GenBank genome assembly.